Messenger RNA from Dunckerocampus dactyliophorus (ringed pipefish), 2036 nucleotides. It is a transcript of the gene waca, whose product is annotated as WW domain containing adaptor with coiled-coil a. Gene Ontology annotation, molecular function: RNA polymerase II complex binding; chromatin binding. The transcript is spliced from 13 exons. The coding region runs from base 240 to 1904 and encodes 554 amino acids. The record is from RefSeq and is a predicted model, not a curated record. Lineage: Eukaryota; Metazoa; Chordata; Actinopteri; Syngnathiformes; Syngnathidae. Gene Ontology annotation, cellular component: nucleus. Gene Ontology annotation, biological process: positive regulation of TORC1 signaling; regulation of autophagy.
AUGAAAUUUCAGGAUGAACUCAAGAUGCACGAUAACCUCUUACAGGUGAACUUCUCUAAACUUUAGAAUGCAGAUGUCCAGCUGUUCAAUGUUUCAAUACUUUUUGCACAAUUUGCUGUUCUCUAUCAAAGAACUGAACGAAGUUCGACGGACACAUUUUCACAGAAAGGCAUACAGUAUGACUCUUCCAGUGUCUCUGUAGUGACAGAUGAUGCAGCUUUACAAAGGAUUAGAUAAAAAUGAUGAAUUUGGACCAAAAAGGGCUGAUUCUUUCCAUCUUGGAUCAUCAGACAAAAUGGUGUGACCGAAGAGAUUCUCAGCCCUAUCAGGCUCUCAAAUACUCAUCCAAGAGCCACCCAGGAGGGGAUCACCGCCAUGAAAAGAUGCGAGACUCCUCAGAUGUCACUCCUCCCUGCAAAAUGCUCAAGAGGUCUGACAGCCCUGAAAACAAACACAGCGACGGCACAGGACACGGCAGAGCAAAGGCUGUCCAUGCACACCGGGCCCGGGAUCGAGAUGGAGGGACCAGUAAUUCCCCACAUGAAAACUCUCACAACCACAGCACCCUGCAUAGCUCCAACUCACAUCCUAAUCCCAACAAAACCUCAGACACACCUCAUGAACCAGGUGAUGACUGGUCGGAGCACAUCAGCUCGUCCGGGAAGAAAUAUUAUUACAACUGCCGAACAGAGGUGUCCCAGUGGGAGAAGCCCAAAGAAUGGCUGGAAAGAGAACAGCGGCAAAAAGACGCAACAAAACAGACGGCAGUUGUCAACAGUUUCCCCAAGGACAGAGACUACAGAAGGGAGGCCAUGCAGGCAUCAGCACCCCCUGGCUUUUCAGCAUCAAAGUCAGCACAGGUGGAGAAGCCCGCAGCGACUCACGCCACCCAAUCUUCAUCUUCUGGCUCAGCAAGCGUGAACCCCGCAUCGGCCCCCCCCGGAUCAUCAGCAUCCACAGUCCCCGUCUCGCCGGUCCUGCAGUCCCCAGCCCCUCCGCUUCUGCAGGACCCCACCUUGUUACGUCAGCUUCUUCCAGCACUUCAGACAGCCCUGCAGCUCAAUAACGCCAGCGUGGACAUGGCGAAAAUCAAUGAAGUUCUGACAGCUGCUGUCACACAAGCUUCGUUACAGUCCAUGCUUCAUAAAAUCCUCACUGCUGGACCAUCAGCUUUCAAUAUUACUACAAUUCUCUCCCAAGCUGCUCAACUCUCCAGCCAAGCAGCUCAGCAGUCGAACCAGUCGCCGAUGUCGUUAACGUCAGACGCCUCAUCACCCAGGUCCUACGUUUCUCCACGCAUCAGCACCCCACAAACCAACGCUGGUCCCCUCAAACCCCUACUCGGCACACAGCCCGUCAUCUCACUGUCAAAGGCCAGUACACCAGCCAUCAAGCAGACAUCUCAUCCCCAGCAGACAUCCCAGCAGCCCCUCCCCAGCGACAAGCAACACAGUCACGAUGCUAGCACCGCUUCUCCACGCACACUUCAGCGCCAGGGCAGCAGCAGUCAGAGGAGUCCUUCCCCGGGAUCCAACCAUGUCCCACCUGGCAGCGGCACCAGCAACGCCCCUACUUCAGCGUCUGCUCCACCUACUUCCGUGGCGACCCGACCGUCUUGCUCCUUCACCCCCGCACUUGCUGCCCACUUCAAUGAGAAUCUUAUUAAACAUGUCCAAGGUUGGCCUGCUGAGCAUGCAGAGAAACAGGCAUCAAGAUUACGUGAAGAGGCUCACACGAUGGGAAGUAUUUGUAUGUCUGAGAACUGCACCGAGCUGAAAAACCUGCGUUCCUUGGUCCGAGUGUCUGAAAUCCAAGCCACAUUGCGAGAGCAGAGGAUACUCUUCCUCAGACAACAAAUCAAAGAACUUGAAAAGUUGAAGAACCAGAAUUCCUUCAUGGUCUGAGAACUUCUCGUUGCAAGUAGAAGCUGGAAUGACAGGGGUUGGGUGGGGUGAGAUCCAUUGCACAUAGCUGGAGGCCAGAGGGAAAGCGGUUGCCCUGUCUUAACAUGGGCCGCUUUGACGAGGGGGGGGGGA